This is a messenger RNA of Bipolaris sorokiniana ND90Pr, 878 nucleotides long. RefSeq lists its product as uncharacterized. The coding region runs from base 145 to 732 and encodes 195 amino acids. The record is from RefSeq and is a predicted model, not a curated record. Lineage: Eukaryota; Fungi; Ascomycota; Dothideomycetes; Pleosporales; Pleosporaceae. The transcript has a single exon.
AGACUUGAGUCGACACAAGGGCAGGGCCGUGCAGAAGACGGUGAGAGGCGUGGUUCUUGGGUGCAUUUGUGAGGAAGCGAAAAAGCACAGUGUGAAGGGCUGUCAAGUCCCAGACCGCAAGUGAUCGCCCACAAAGCAAUUUUCAUGUUGAAUGCGCGAGCAGGCUGGCUGCCAAAAGAACAAGUUUUUGCAGUGCGACGACGAAGCGUGCAUUGGAGACGUGGCAGCGAACAACGGGAGGCGGCGACCCAGGAUGAAGCUGUGGUGGUAGUGGGAGUGAUGCAGUCACGUGUGCAGGCGAGCAGAGGGGGAAGGCGGAGGGCGGGGGGCGCUAGACAACAACAUGUCGAACUGGAUGCUGGUACGUAUGUAGUAGGUACAUGCCCACGCCCAUCCAUCCACCCACACACGCCUACAUACAUAUGUACACACAUACACCUGUACCCGCAAUGUUCCUGGGCGACGCCAGCGCCAGUGACGCACAGGACUCACCGUUCGAAACAACUGACCAGCAUCAGCGAGGCCCACGCCCAUGCAAGAGGCACAAGCACGAGCACGAGGUUGACGGACGAGCAAUGGAGAAGAGAGCGCCAGCCAGCCGAUCCAGUGCAAGUGUGCGAGAGAAGGAUAGUUAACAAUACAGCUAGGCUUGCAACGGCAGUAGGGAAGACUCGCCCGCUCCAUUGCUCGCCCUGCUCCCUCGCCUGGCUUGCUGGUGAGUGGCUGCAGUGAUGACGAGCACAAAGAAGCAACCGCAGGGCCGUACAUAGCAGCAGUAGUGCCCGCUCUGGCACGGGCGAAGCGCUGGUAGUGCCAAAUGCAAAGGCAAAGGCGACUCGAUGGGCGCCUGUUCUGUUUCUGUAAAAACUCGACUCAGC